This is a messenger RNA of Prorocentrum cordatum, 324 nucleotides long. The record is from the annotation of a GenBank genome assembly. NCBI's taxonomy places the organism in Eukaryota, Dinophyceae, Prorocentrales, Prorocentraceae.
AUGGGCAGUGGCCGGAAGACCUCGCUCGUAUUGAACGUACUUGUGUCGUCCGUGCAAGAUCCGACAGACAAGAUCAUUACCCCGAAGGAGACCGCAUGGGUUCCAGGAAAGAUGGCCAGGGAAUCACCUAAUUGCCAGCAACCGACGUACAAAAAACAUUGCGGAUUGGAGCCACUUUUGUACACACCAGGCAGCUCGUGCAGCACGAGCCGAUCCCGCCGCCAGAAUGGCGCGAGCCGCGGAGCGCGGCUGGGAGGCUCCGCAAACAGCGGCCUCCACAAUCAGCGUGCACGCCACGCUGCGUGGGUGUGCGCCGUCAGGUGA